Debaryomyces hansenii CBS767 is the source of this 2010-nucleotide messenger RNA. RefSeq lists its product as uncharacterized. Bases 1 to 2010 code for a protein of 669 amino acids. NCBI's taxonomy places the organism in Eukaryota, Fungi, Ascomycota, Pichiomycetes, Serinales, Debaryomycetaceae. The record is from RefSeq and is a predicted model, not a curated record. The transcript has a single exon. Gene Ontology annotation, cellular component: mitochondrial inner membrane. Gene Ontology annotation, biological process: mitochondrion inheritance.
AUGCUGAUAAUACUCAAGAAUAUGGCAUUUUCACGGAUGGUAUCACGUAUGCCACUAAAUGGUGGAAUUAGCAACUUUGCCCGACCAAUGGGAUAUUUUCAUAGACCUCUUUCAGGAUCUUCUAUAUUUUCAAGGAUAAUGACGUCUCAGAGAGUUAAGAGUGAAUGGCGUUCUGUAUGUGGAGUUAAGCAUCAAGCUUUUUUUAGUACGAUAGGAAGCAUUCAAAACCAGCAUAAAGAUAAGAGUGAAAAAAAUAAUUCAAAGAUAACGAAGGCUGCAUUACUUUCACAAGCUUCGAACCGGUUUUCAAAGUUUUUGAUUCAUAUAAAAUGGCCACUCAUGAGAAAUAACCGGCCAUUUACCAUGGAUGAUUUUACAGCCUUUUUCUCGUGGUUAGUGAUGGGUAAUGUACUAUGGAUUAUUUUAGGAACUACAACGUUCGGAUUGGUAACUAUGUAUUCGAUUCAUACGUUUGAUAAUAUCCGUAACUCUAUCAAAGCAUAUUACACAGGUGACGACGAGGACAAUAGUGGUAACGGUGACAGAAAGCAUUCUGACGACAGCAUAUUAGGUUAUAUUACCAGCAGCAUUUUAUCCAAUGGAUUGGGAGUUAUUAUUGAGUUUAAGAAAGGAAAUGUCCUUCCAGAAUUAAAGGAUGGUAUGUUAAGGUUCAAGAAAUUUAAUGUCUACUCAAUACAUACCUCAUCAGAAGCAGGCGAAGAUGAAGGCAAAUUAGAAGAAAAGACGGCAUUGAAAUUCAAAGCAAAUGUAGAGACCAUGGAUAUUUCAUUGUCAUUUGGAAAAUGGUACGAAGGCAAGGGAUUAAUAAAUGAGCUUGAAAUAUAUGGUAUUAAUGGUAAGGUUUAUAAAAGUAGCGAGGACCAUCAGGAUGCUUCUGUCGAAGAAUAUUUACCUUUUUCUGCUGGAAGAUAUAACGAAAAUCUCCAUUUCCAGUAUGACAUGAACGACCAUAACGCCGAGGAAUUGGAAUUGGUAAAACAGAAACGAAAGAACAUUUUGAUGGAAUCUAACUAUGAGAUUUCGCAUGUCAAGAUUCAUGAUUCCUAUGUUGAAAUAAUCGAUGUUUCUAAUAAAAACCCCUUAAAGAUUUCUAUAUUCAACUGUGACUUGCCACAACUAAGGGGAAAUCGUUUAUUAAUUGACUUUUUCAAUGCCAAUAAUGUUACCGGUGCAAUUAAUGAUUCCAUGUUCACUAUUCACAAACGUCAAGAAUUUAAUAAUCCAACCAAUGAUAAUAAGAUCGUGAGGUUCAAGUUAGACGGCAUCAAUAUGGAAACUAUUUCUCAUAGUCAAAAACUGAAAUUUAACUGGAUUGUUAACGGAAAAGCAGAAAUAAUUGCUGAUAUAAGGUUACCUUCAGUCAACCAAGAAUCGGAAAAUAGCUUUACACUUGGGAAUGAAUAUAAGAAGAUUUCUGAUAUCUGUUCUGAAAUAUUCGAUGAGUUGAUUGAUGUGACUAGCCCAUCUUCCCCGGAAAAGUUACCUUCAACUGAAAAGAACGAUAAUGAUAACACUCUAUUGAAGAGUGCCUUGGCAGCUAUCUAUCAAACUUUCUCCCCAAGCAGUAGUGAAUCGAAGAAAUCUUACAACACCACAGAUUCUUCAUCAGAAUAUGUUAUUGUAAAUUUUAAGGUUAAAUUUUAUAAUUUGAAAGCAUCUUUGCCCCAACAUUUGCCAAUGGCGUUGUCAAGCUCGCUCCCAUUUAUCAGUUUACAAGAUUUACGGUCGUUGAUUGCUUAUGUGAAUGACAAUGCAUCGAACAAACCAAUAAUAAUUAAAACAACUGUUAUUGAAAAGCUAUCCGAUUUGUACAACAUAGAAAAUUUGAGCCAAACCAAAAUCGUCGAUGAAAUUGUGAGUGAUGUAUACGAUAAUUUAUUAAAGAUUGUCAAAUUAGAUGAGAAAAGGAUUAUUAAUGAAAAGUCGUCAUCGUGGUCUCACACGGUUGCUAGUCAGCUAUUAUUAUUAGGAUUGGGAGUUCUCGCAUAA